Molecule: messenger RNA, 2751 nt
Organism: Dryobates pubescens (Downy woodpecker)
Lineage: Eukaryota; Metazoa; Chordata; Aves; Piciformes; Picidae
Gene: ATE1
Product: arginyltransferase 1
Exons: 12
Coding region: 110-1711 (533 amino acids)
Biological process (GO): protein arginylation
Cellular component (GO): cytoplasm
Molecular function (GO): arginyl-tRNA--protein transferase activity
Source: RefSeq, a predicted model, not a curated record
UGGCGGCGGUUGCGGCUGUUUCCGGGAGUCCCGGGGUGCCGAGUGGGGCGGUGGGCAGGGUGCUGUCCUGAGCCCGGCAGCGGGGCAGGGCGAGGGGGUAGGAGGGGAGAUGGCGGCGGCCUGCAGCUCUGCGAGUAUCGUCGAAUACUUCGGCGGGGAGGAUGGCUACCGCUGCGGCUACUGCAAGAACGAGACCGGCAACCUCUCCUAUGGUAUGUGGGCACAUUCAAUGACAGUUCAAGAUUACCAGGAUCUCAUAGACAGAGGAUGGCGAAGAAGUGGAAAAUAUGUCUACAAACCUAUCAUGAAUCAAACAUGUUGUCCUCAAUAUACAAUAAGGUGCCAGGCUUUGCAUUUUCAGACCUCCAAAUCUCAUAAGAAAGUUCUGAAGAAAAUGUUGAAGUUUAUUUCCAAAGGAGAUGUUUCAAAAGCAGGGGGUGGAGAGGAGCCUAUGGAUGCCCAUAUCGAGGAUGUGGUCGCCUGUGAUUUCGCAUACAAAAGCGAAUCCCACGUCGCUCAGUCUGAGCUGAAUCCCUUGAGUCAGUGGAUCACACAGAGCAUGGAUCACACAGAGAAGGUGGAGAAUGAAGAUGAGGACCCAGGAGAAACAAAAGAAGAGGUGAAUGCGCCGGAGGUGGACUCGAGCUCUCCUCAGAUAAGUGCGGCUGAAGGCACAGCAGUCCCCGGAGGACCAUCACACUCAGCUAAAGUUGGUCAUGCACCACCUAAGCCAGGGAAAGGGGCUGAUCUGAGCAAGCCGCCCUGUCGGAAAGCAAAGGACAUUCGGAAAGAAAGGAAACUGCAGAAACUCCUUCAGAACCAGAUGUGCAAAGCUGAAGGCUCUCAACUUCAAGCAGGAGAUCAACUUUCCCUCUUGCAGAACUCUAAAUCUAAAGCAAACCAACCUAAAACCAUCGAAGACUUCAUUUUUGCCUCUUUGCCUGAGGACGCACAACACAAGUUAGAGGUGAGGGUGGUGAGAUCAUCUCCACCAAGUUCACAGUUCAAAGCCACAUUUCAGGAGUCUUACCAGGUCUAUAAACGUUACCAGAUGGUUGUUCACAAGGACCCACCUGAUAAACCAACUAUAAAUCAGUUCACACGGUUCCUCUGCGACUCUCCCCUGGAGGCAGAGAAUGCACCAGAUGGACCAGAAUGUGGCUAUGGUUCUUUCCACCAGCAGUACUGGCUGGAUGGGAAGAUAAUUGCUGUUGGUGUGAUUGAUGUCCUGCCCUACUGCGUGUCCUCUGUCUAUCUGUACUAUGAUCCAGACUACGCUUUCUUGUCGCUGGGAGUCUACUCUGCGCUCCGGGAAAUUGCUUUUACCAGGCAACUCCAUGAGAAAGCUCCUGAGCUCUGUUUUUAUUACAUGGGUUUCUACAUCCAUUCGUGCCCCAAAAUGAGAUACAAGGGUCAGUACAGGCCUUCUGACUUGCUGUGCCCAGAGACCUACAUCUGGACACCGAUUGAGCAAUGCCUCCCCCUGCUCGAGCGCUCAAAGUACUGUCGGUUCAACCAGGAUGUGAAAGCAGUGGAUGAAGGUGGUGUGCAGGAGCUGGGCAGGGUGCGAGUGCUCCACAAGAGAACCGUGAUGCCUUACAGCGUCUACAAGAGGAGAAGGAAGGGGCCCAGCGACGAGGCCAGCGUCCAGCAGUACGCCAGCUUGGUUGGCCAGGCCUGCUCAGAGAGGAUGCUGCUCUUCAGGAGCUGACCUUGGGAUGGCACUCUGUUGUGUUGCACUGCCACUGGGUGCUGUGUGCUCUAGCUGUGUGUGGGUAUGCCUGCCCGAGUAGCAGUGUGAAGUGCAGGUUGUCUCUCUAGGCUUGUGUGAGUCCCUGGUCCUGUGCUUCAAGGCCCUCCCCAGUCAGACUUUCGGCGCAGCAAGGCUUUAGCAAUAGAAGUUUAGAAACCCACGCUUGCAAUAGACUUCAGUCCAGUAGCUCUGGCCUUUCUAUGCAGUUUGAUAACUCUGAGUAUGUAAGCAACAUGAAAAACAGGUGUCUUGGUUUGUUUCUUCAUUUCUUUUGCAGGGGCGACAGCUGCCUGCAUCUAGGUUAACAAUCACUCAAUUACAGAUGCUUUCAAGCAGCACCUUGGCUGCCUCUCCUUGCAAGUUGCUCUCACCUUUAUGCUGGCAUUUGGAUGCUCCUGCAAGAGAAUCGAAAUGUGCUGUUAACUUUCUAACCUGCAACCUGGCCUGGUGCCACUUUAUUUCAGUAGUCUGUUCAAAACCAGGCAGAGGUGACUGCCACUGCCCAUUCUUCAUGAUGUGGAAGCAGUAGCUUGGUGCCUGAGGUCCUGGUGAGCGUAGGAGCCCAUCAUAGCUUCUCAGUGGCAGGGGAUGCAGUGCUCUGGAAAACUUGACCCCCUUAGAGGUGAAGCAGCAGAAUAGUUGCACUAUGACUGUACCAAAGCCUCAGCCAGGUGGUGUGGUGGCUUCUUGGUGUAAGCCUUAUCCUUGGUCUCAGACAAGUGGAGAUUCUCACGCACAUCGCUCGGGUGAAGCAGAGCGUGGCAGCUUUGUCCUGUGCCUCCUCACUGCACCUUUCAGACUUAGGCCAGAGAGGAGGCAUCCAGUACCACUGCAGGGUUUGGUUGCAGUCUUGCUCUGCAGAUCACAGGAUGUCAGGGGUUGAAGGGACCCAAAGAGAUCAUCGAGUCCCACCCCCCUACCAGAGCGGGUCCAUGCAAUCUAGCUCAGGAACACAUCCAGCCAGGCCUUCUCCACAGAAGGAGACCCCACAGCCUCUC